ACAGAGACAUAGUCCUCAAUUCUAACAAAGCUUCUUUCAUAGAUGGAGUUUUCCAGUGUUGAACGAACAACAGUCAGUCACAUAGUUGCUAUGCCAUUUCCAGGCCGAGGCCAUAUAAACCCCAUGAUGAACCUCUGCAAGUUACUAUCCUCAAAGUCCAAAAAAAACCAACUUCUCAUCACCUUUGUUGUCACCGAGGAGUGGCUCGGCUACAUCGGCUCCGAUCCCAAACCCAACAACAUCUGCUUCGCCUCGAUCCCUAACGUUGUCCCGCCAGAACGUUUAAAAGCGGCCGACUUCCCAGGGUUCUACGAAGCUGUAAUGACGAAGAUGGAAGCUCCCUUUGAGGAACUUCUUGAUCAGCUUGAGCACCCAGUUGAUGCUAUGUUAGGUGAUGUUGAGUUACUGUGGACGAUAAGCGUAGGUAAUAGAAGGAAUAUUCCGGUGGCCUCGGUUUGGACCAUGCCUGCUGUUUUUUUCUCAAUGUUACAUCAUUGGAAUCUUUUCUUACCAAACCGACACUUGCCGCUUAAUUCGGUUGAACUUGCAGAGCAGCAUGUGGACCACAUCCCCGGACUUUCUUCAACACAAGUUGCUGACCUUCAAACAAUCAUUCAUGAAACCGACCCUCGAGUAUUGCAGCUUGCAAUGGAAUGCAUUUCAAGGGUGCCGAAAGCACAAUAUCUUCUACUCACUUCUGUCUAUGAGCUUGAACCCCAAGCCUUUGACACUUUAAACGCAAUAUUUCCAUUCCCUGUCUACCCUAUUGGCCCUGCUAUACCUUACUUAGAACUUGAACAUAAUUCCUGUAUUACAAGAACUCACAACAUCCCCAACUAUCUCCAAUGGCUAGAUUCCCACCCUGCGGGUUCAGUCUUGUACAUCUCAUUGGGAAGUUUCCUUUCAGUUUCAGGCACCCAAAUGGAUGAAAUUGCUGCUGGGCUGCGUAAUAGUGGUGUUAGAUUUUUGUGGGUGGCUCGUGGAGAAGCUUCUCGGUUGAAAGAGAGUUGUGGUGAUUUGGGAUUGGUAGUGCCAUGGUGUGACCAACUGAAGGUGUUGUGCCAUUCUUCUGUAGGAGGUUUCUGGACACAUUGUGGGUGGAAUUCCACUCUAGAAGCAAUUUUCGCAGGCGUACCAAUGCUUACUUUCCCGUUGUUUUUGGACCAAGUACCGAAUAGUAGGCUAAUUGUAGAAGACUGGAAGGUUGGGUGGAGGGUAAACAGAUCAACAGUGGGAAAUGAAAUUUCCGUGACCAAAGAAGAAUUAUCAGAGCUUGUCCAAAGUUUUAUGAAUAUGGAAAGUGGAGAGGGCAAAGAAUUAAGAGAAAGAGCAAGAGCACUAAAAGAUAUUUGUCACAAAGCUAUUGGAGAUGGUGGAUCAUCUUAUACAAACCUUGAUGCAUUUUUAGAAGGCAUUUCACAAAGCCACAACCAUUGAGCAGUUUCCUCGUGUAGAUGAGCUGGUGCUUUUUUUCUUUUUUUUAAUAAAAGCAACAAAUAUUUGUUUAUUGCUUUAAUAGUUAAUAUCAGUGUUUGGAAUGGUUUGGAUAA
Quercus lobata is the source of this 1550-nucleotide messenger RNA. RefSeq names its product UDP-glycosyltransferase 87A1-like. The transcript has 2 exons. The record is from RefSeq and is a predicted model, not a curated record. Gene Ontology annotation, molecular function: quercetin 7-O-glucosyltransferase activity; quercetin 3-O-glucosyltransferase activity. Lineage: Eukaryota; Viridiplantae; Streptophyta; Magnoliopsida; Fagales; Fagaceae. Bases 43 to 1437 code for a protein of 464 amino acids.